AUGACCAAAGAGGAGAACCUGGAGAUGCAGGAAAAGGAGAGGCAUGAGCGCGAGGAGCAUGAGGAGGAAGAGGAAGAGGAGGAAGCCAGGGUCCAAGGGGAGGAGGACGAGGAACUGACCGAGGAUGAGGAGGAAGACGACCGAGACCAGCGGGAGGCGGAGGAUGAGGACGAGCGGGCCGAGGAAGAGCGAGAGGAGGAGGAGCGAGAGGAGGAAGAGCGGGAGGAGGAGCCGGCCGAGAACGAACCGCUGUCCGUGUCGGCGCUCCAGAGUCCCCUCCGAGAGAGCCGACGACGCCCCAUGGUGCACCCUUCGGCGCAGGCGCCCCUGCCCAAAAAUUACGCCUUCACAUUCUUCGACCCCAACGAUCCGGCCUGUCAGGAGAUCCUGUGGGACCCCCGGACCACCAUACCUGAGCUGUUCGCUAUCGUGCGACAGUGGGUCCCCCAGGUGCAGCACAAGAUCGACGUCAUCGGCAACGAGAUUCUGAAACGCGGUUGCCACGUAAACGACCGUGACGGUUUGACGGACAUGACGCUUCUUCACUACAGCUGCAAGGCGGGCGCACACGGUGUCGGCGAUCCAGCGGCGGCGCUGCGUUUAACCAGCCAGCUGAUGUCUCUGGGCGCGGACGUCAGUUUGAGGAGCCGCUGGACCAACAUGAACGCUCUGCACUACGCCGCCUACUUUGACGUGCCGGAACUGGUCCGAGUCCUGCUGAAGGCCGCUAAACCCAGAGUUUUGAACUCCACGUGCAGCGACUUCCACUACGGAACGGCUCUGCACAUCGCCGCCUCCAACCUAUGCCUGGGCGCGGUCAAGUGUCUUCUGGAGCAUGGCGCCAACCCCGCCGUCCGGAACGAAAACGGGCAUGUACCGGCAGAGGUGGUCCCGGACCCCAUGGACAUGAGUCUGGACAAGGCCGAAGCGGCCAUGGUGGCCAAAGAGCUGAAGCAGCUGCUCCUGGACGCCGUCCCGCUCAGCUGCAACCUUCCCAGAGCCACCUUGCCCAACUACGACAACAUUCCCGGGAACCUCAUGCUGUCCUCGCUGGGCAUGAAGCUGGGCGAACGUGUGCUGCUGGACGACAUGAAGAAGGGUACUCUUCGUUUUUGCGGGACUACGGAGUUCGCCAGCGGCCAGUGGGUGGGCGUAGAGCUGGACGAGCCGGAGGGCAAGAACGACGGCAGCGUGGGCGGCGUUCGCUACUUCAUCUGCCCGCCAAAACUCGGUAUCUUCGCUCCGGUGUCCAAGAUCACCAAGUCAGCGGAGCAGACCGCGUCCUCCGUCACAUCUACUCCCAAGACCCCCCGUGCGGAUCUGGCCUCACGCCUCACCGGGAAGACCAAGAAAGAGAAGGAGAAGAAAGAGAAAGCCCUGAAGAAGAAGUCGUCCGUCGUCAGUCUGGAUCCGGAAGGACUCAACGUCGAGGUCGGAGACCAGGUUUUGGUUGCCGGGCAGAAAAAUGGCAUUGUGCGCUUCUUCGGAAAAACAGACUUUGCUCCAGGUUUGUGGUUCGGCGUGGAGUUGGACCAACCCACCGGCAAGCACGACGGCUCCGUGUUCGGCGUCCGCUACUUCAGCUGUCUGCCUAAAUAUGGCGUAUUUGCCCCACCCUCCCGAGUCCAGAGGAUCGGAGGACCUCCAGAAGGCUCUCAGAAGAACAUGAAGAAAGUCCACCAGGUCACCAUGUCUCAACCCAAGCGGAACUUCAACGCGGUGGGUUCUCCGAAAGAUCUGACCUCCGAGAGCUCCAUGUCCAGGUUGCUCUUCUGCUGUUGGUUUCCGUGGAUGCUACGAGCCGAGAUGCAGUCCUAA
Molecule: messenger RNA, 1818 nt
Organism: Nerophis lumbriciformis (worm pipefish)
Lineage: Eukaryota; Metazoa; Chordata; Actinopteri; Syngnathiformes; Syngnathidae
Source: RefSeq, a predicted model, not a curated record